Molecule: messenger RNA, 2961 nt
Organism: Apodemus sylvaticus (European woodmouse)
Lineage: Eukaryota; Metazoa; Chordata; Mammalia; Rodentia; Muridae
Gene: Znf146
Product: zinc finger protein 146
Exons: 2
Coding region: 862-1740 (292 amino acids)
Biological process (GO): regulation of transcription by RNA polymerase II
Molecular function (GO): DNA-binding transcription factor activity, RNA polymerase II-specific; RNA polymerase II cis-regulatory region sequence-specific DNA binding
Source: RefSeq, a predicted model, not a curated record
UUCUGGGGGUGCUCGCUCACUCCCUGAGUGCGCAGACGCAGGGGCUGCGAGUGGACAUUUUGGUCUUUGUCCACGGGUCAGCACGGCCGUCGGGUCCACGUGGCGCCAAAGUAGGAGAAGCAGUCGAGGAAGGACACGCACACAGAGCAACACUGACACCUGGGAGGUCAGUUGACUCCACCAAGGAGAGGGGACGCAAGAAUCGAAUACUCUUCUGUGCUCACAGACUUCACUUCUUUUUACAGAACAGACUUCGAUUUUUAAAAGGCAAAACAUUUUCAAAGCUGAAACUUUUGAGCUUGAAACAUAAUUUAGAUUUAAAGAGGAAGUUGUAUGGGAACGAAUCCUCUGCUUUGUACAGUUUGGAAGUCCUCUACCAUAGUAUACUUCUAGUAAGAAUGUCUUAUAAGUAGAGUAUAGUGUGGAAAUGCCUGCAGUUUGUUAGUGGAGAGCACAGAGCAGAGGAAAGCCUCUGCCUUCCAGAAGGUGGGAAGCACUCACUUAAGUGUCCUGAGUCCCUGAACAGAGAAGUCAUGCUGAGAGGAAGCCCUGUGUCUCACAGCAAUAUUGAAAAGCCUUCAGCCAGAUGACAGCUCUCUCUGCACUGCUGGAGAAAAACAGUGAACUUUACAAGAACAACAUUGACUAUUAGGAAAACUUACUCUGGGAAGAAAGGUUUGUUCUGAUAAAGUUCUCUUCACCUUUCUCCCUUGCUCUGCCUCUGAAUGAGCAGGCAGACACAGACAGAAGCUGUAGAACUGUGAGAAAUGUGGAAACAUCCUCAGUCAGGAGCAAGCCCUCAUUCAUCCAAACUUUCCUGUUGGAGAGAAACGCUGUGAACGUGCUACAGCUUCUAUUCAGAUGUCACACCUCAGUCAGCAGAGAAUUGUAAGCGGGGGAAGCCCCUUUGCCUGCAAGGUGUGUGGAAAACUCUUUAGCCACAAAUCGAAUCUUACAGAGCACGAGCAUUUUCAUAAUAGAGAAAAGCCCUUUGAAUGCAACGAGUGCGGGAAAGCCUUCAGCCAGAAGCAGUACGUCAUUAAGCAUCAGAACACUCACACCGGAGAGAAGCUCUUCGAGUGCAAUGAUUGCGGAAAAUCCUUCAGCCAGAAGGAAAACUUGCUCACCCAUCAGAAAAUUCACACUGGAGAGAAACCUUUUGAGUGCAAAGAUUGUGGAAAAGCUUUCAUUCAGAAGUCAAACCUUAUCAGACAUCAGAGAACUCACACAGGAGAGAAGCCCUUCAUAUGUAAGGAGUGUGGGAAAACCUUUAGCGGCAAAUCAAAUCUUACUGAGCAUGAGAAAAUUCAUAUUGGUGAGAAACCCUUUAAGUGUAACGAAUGUGGAACAGCUUUUGGCCAGAAAAAGUACCUGAUAAAGCAUCAAAACAUUCACACUGGAGAGAAGCCUUAUGAAUGCAAUGAAUGUGGGAAAGCCUUCUCUCAGCGAACAUCACUUAUUGUGCAUGUGAGAAUUCAUUCAGGCGAUAAGCCUUAUGAAUGCAAUGUGUGUGGGAAAGCCUUCUCUCAGAGUUCAUCUCUAACCGUGCAUGUUAGGAGCCAUACCGGUGAGAAACCCUACGGGUGCAAUGAGUGUGGGAAGGCCUUUUCUCAGUUCUCAACCCUGGCCCUGCAUCUGAGAAUCCACACAGGUAAAAAGCCUUAUCAGUGUAGUGAGUGCGGGAAGGCUUUCAGCCAGAAGUCCCAUCACAUCAGACACCAGAAAAUCCAUACUCAUUAAACGCUCUGAAUAUCUUCAAUACAGGGAAGUGUUUGUUUGGAAUUUACACCUCAUAGUGCAUCAUUUGGUCAUUCUCUAGGCUAAGCACCAUAAAUCAACCAAACAUUUAUCAUGUCGUGAAUACCGGAGAAUUCAUACUGAAGGGAAAGAAGGGAUUAAAAGCCUGCACUCAGUGAAUGCAACAGAAAAGAAGGGCAGUGCUGAACUGAACACAGUCGUCUCCGGUCGAGAGCGGCAACUAGGCCUGUUCUGAUGGCUGUUAGCAUCGAUCUGCAGGUCUAGUCAGUGAAGACAGCAAUUACAGAAUGAUAACUGUCCAUUUGCCAGGAUUUAGAACAUGAAAACAAUUGCUUCAGCCGAACACCAAGACUAUGUUUGGAGGUAAAUUGUUCUCUGAGAAGGAAACCCAUACACCACAAACUGUAAACGAUAGUAAAAGUAAAAUAUAUGUAUAUUGAAAGCAGAAAUAUGGAAAUGCUAUACAUUAUACAAGGUUGACUUUGGGAGUGGGAAAACAUUCCUUGUAACAUUUGAAAAUACUUAGAAAUUUUCAUGAGUAUUUAUGCUCCAGAGGGGAGGCACCAGGAAAUUUACCAUGACUUAAUGUAGAAUAGCCGAAUACUAGAAAUGAACUGCCUUUUAGGAAUGGGAUGAGACAAAUUUUGGUGUAUUAUUAUGCAGACAUCUAACAUGCAGACGAUGAGGUGUGUGCAUAACUGAAGGGGCUCUGGAAGUGAUGUGGGGACUCAGUUCACAGUACAGCUCAGUACAGUGACUUUCAAGUUAACAUUUUCUUCUCAAACUCAGUGUACUGUGCUAUAAAAACACGUGUAUGUAAAUUCAAGUUGCAUCAGAGGGAUGCAGACCAGCUCCUGAGAGAGAGGAGGGGAGCAGGGGGAGGGGGAGGGGGCUUCAGCAUUGCCAUAAGCGUUCAUUCUCUUAAAGACUGCAAGCAAAUAUAUGGAGAUUCUGGCUAAUUUUAGUUGUGUUAUAUGGAUAUCAUGUCUUAUUUUUUUGUACUUUUCUGUAUUUUUCAAAACAAGAAUGGAGGUAAUGGUGGGAACUCUGCACCUGUAGAGAUGUUAUAGUUGACUAAUUCCCAAUCAGAUACUGAGCUUUUAUAGAGAUAUUUCUAAAACUUCAUCAUAACAAUGAGUGGAUGGACUUGGCACUCUAUGUAAUGAAAUUAUCUAUUUUAUUAAAAUUUAAAGUUGCAGCAUA